This is a messenger RNA of Cryptococcus amylolentus CBS 6039, 482 nucleotides long. RefSeq lists its product as hypothetical. NCBI's taxonomy places the organism in Eukaryota, Fungi, Basidiomycota, Tremellomycetes, Tremellales, Cryptococcaceae. The record is from RefSeq and is a predicted model, not a curated record. The transcript is spliced from 3 exons. The coding region runs from base 66 to 257 and encodes 63 amino acids.
CCAACGACUUGAAUUCACUCUUUCUACAAGACUAACCAAGCCAAACAAUUAAAUCAAUAACCAAGAUGUCUGACAACGCCCAGAAGAUCGAAGAGACUCCCGUCCCCAUCCAGCUCACUGAAGCUCCUCCUGCCCCCGAGGCCCCCGCCCAUGAGACCCAGGAGAAGCCCGCCGAGGAUCAACCUGAGGAGGCCCAGAAGGCUGAGGAGGGCCAGAGCUGCGAGAAGCCUGAAGGUGCUUGCUGCGGCGGCCACUAAGCCACUGGCGCAAAAGCUCGAUGAACAACCGCACAUUGCUUGAGGAUUUUUGAGGAAUGCGUAGGCCGGGAGAGCGCGUCGAAUCACGAAUAGCAUUGUUGUCAUGUCGCGAUAUGAAUCCAGAGUCAGUCAUGUUGAAAUGUCCCCGAUCUUUGCGUGGUUCUGAGAACACUCCCACUCCACAAUCCUCCUUGGCUCUGCCACAGCAGACGACAAACGCGCCGA